Molecule: messenger RNA, 2034 nt
Organism: Aspergillus novofumigatus IBT 16806
Lineage: Eukaryota; Fungi; Ascomycota; Eurotiomycetes; Eurotiales; Aspergillaceae
Product: putative leucine permease transcriptional regulator (SAC3)
Exons: 5
Coding region: 85-1767 (560 amino acids)
Biological process (GO): mRNA export from nucleus
Cellular component (GO): cytoplasm; transcription export complex 2; nucleus
Source: RefSeq, a predicted model, not a curated record
ACGAUAAACGAACAGACUACGACUCGGCAUUCCUGGUGAAGAGGUUCGGAGAUUGUCAUCGUCUUCACCGUACUUCAUCCGAGAAUGGCAGGCCCAGCGAACCCAUUCGCUGGCCUCGCCCAGAAAGAUGGAACAACGGCUCCGGCGACUCGAGGGCGCGGUGGAUCAUUCAGUCGAGCAACUCCCUACCAGUCCAAAUCAUCCAACGCGCGUGGCCGAGGACGAGGAGCCUCGUCGGCGAUGAGAUCUCUCCGUGGCCACGGCCGAGGCGCUGGUCCCGCGACUAACACCUGGCGCAAACCGGACUCAAACGCAGCUUCCGCAGGAGCUGCCGCAUCGCCUUUCUCCCAGUUAAAGAAGCAGAGCCAAUCCUCUUCUCCAUUUGGUGGGCAGGCUCCGCAGCAGAAACCGGCAUUUCCUGGUGUCGCAAAUAGCUCGUCCGGUGCAUUUGGGGCGCCGGAUGGAUUUGCUGGGAGCAUUGUCGAUUCUAGCAGAGACCCUCGACUACAAUUUCCGUCAAAUGGAACGAAUGGCGUGGAUGGCUCUGCUGUGCCAGUGGAGGACAUGGCAGUUCUGAACAGUUACAAUGACCGAUACGAAAAACUCAAGCUUGAUAGGGCGAAGCAAAGGGAACAGGCGAUCAGGAAAGGGCAGAUGGCGGAUCCCAGUCAACCUACUUCCCUGAAUCAAGCAAUUACACCCGUCGGUACCUGCACCAGCAUGUGUCCCGAGUUUGAGCGGGUUGAGCGCAUCGUCCAGAAGAUGGUAGACAAAAGCGAAAAGUUUCUUCAUCCUGCGACAAACACAUUGCAGAAUAUGGAAACGAAAAUGCUGAAACGCUUCAGAAGAUCAGCUGCCGGCUACGACGAACAGCUUCCUUCUGAUAUUCGCACACCGAAGGCACUCCUUCAGUCAACCAACUAUCUGAUCCGACAUAUCCUUGGUGGUUCUGAGCCUCUUGGUCUGAUUCACAAGUUUGUCUGGGAUCGGACACGGUCGAUUCGUAACGACUUCUCCGUCCAGCAGCUCACCCAGGAGGAGGACGUGAAGGUAGCAGUCACAUGCCUGGAGAGAAUUGCCCGGUUCCACAUUGUGUCUCUUCACCUACUCUCUAGUCCUGCGAACGAAGAGCCUUUCGACCGCCACCAGGAAAGAGAACAACUCAACAAUACCAUGUUGUCGCUGAUGUACUAUUACGACGACAAUCGUGGCCGCAUCACGUUUCCCAAUGAGGACGAGUUCCGGGCCUAUUACAUUAUCUUCUCCAUUCACGACCAGCGACCGGAUUUAGAAGCCCGUGUGCAAAAAUGGCCUGCAGAGCUGCGCAGUUCGCCUCGGGUUCAAGUAGCCCUUGAGUUGUUUGCCGCUGCUGGCAACACAUGGGAGUAUCAAGGUACCCUAGAUGCCAAACGCCCCAACGCCAUUGCACAGGGCUUCUACACACGCUUUUUCAACUUGGUUGAUUCUCCAGCUGUCUCGUAUCUGAUGGCCUGUGUUGCUGAAACCUAUUUCAACCACAUGCGCCAAACGGCUAUCCGUUCAAUAUGGAAAGGAUAUUGUCGUUAUCCCUCUUCUCAACAACACAAGAAUGAGGAGUGGACCGUCGACGAACUGACCAAAGUCUUACACUUUGACGACGACAGCCAAACGAUUGGAUUCUGUGAAGAGCAAGAUCUACAGUUUGCUGAAAACGCUCAUGGUAAUCUUUAUCUCAACUGGGGCAAUCGUCCGGUUGACUCGAUUGACACCGUCAAUAUCCAGACCUGAUCAGGCUCCUGGCCCGACUGCUGCCCAGCCGUCGACAAGCGUUUUCGAUACUGGCAAGCCAUCCUCUGCUCCGCAGGUUUCCAGCUCUGUCUUCAGUCUCGCCGGUCAGAAUGCUCUCCCCGAAAUAGCAGAAGCCGAAAAGCCUCAACCAAGUCAACCAAGUCUCUUCAGGCCUGCGGAGACAACCUCCGCACCAUCUCCAUUUGCACAAGCAAGUAAUCUGUUCGCUCCAGCGAAAGACGAUCCAUUCGCAGCCGCCCAUCCUGU